Molecule: messenger RNA, 1254 nt
Organism: Stereum hirsutum FP-91666 SS1
Lineage: Eukaryota; Fungi; Basidiomycota; Agaricomycetes; Russulales; Stereaceae
Exons: 8
Coding region: 148-1074 (308 amino acids)
Cellular component (GO): mitochondrion
Molecular function (GO): flavin adenine dinucleotide binding; flavin-dependent sulfhydryl oxidase activity
Source: RefSeq, a predicted model, not a curated record
ACGUCCGCAACCUCACCAGCCCACUGGUUUAAACCCUGCUUGGUUCGGGACCACUUGCUCGUUUCACCUCUCAUUUCUCGUCUGCAUCUCUGGUCUACCGGAUUUAGCUCCAAUAGCUCUAUAACUUAGUGUAUACGGCAAGACCGUAUGGCUAUCAUGAUAUCUAGAUUCACUAAGGCGUUUAUCUUCAUCGUUCUCGGACUCCUCCUCUUCUCGUCCCUUACAGUCCUUCACCCACCAUCUCAUGCAUAUUUUGACCCGGCCACCGGCUACCUCUUUGGUGACGGCGGCGUCGAGCAAUCACUCCCUCGCAUUCAGAAUCCUCUUCCGGGCUCCAAUGCGGAAUCGCAACGGGAUUGGGCCAAUAUCGGAAACUCUCCCUCACACGCUAAACCAAUCCUAGACUCUAAUAUCCCUCCCGUGCAUGAAGUCGAUAACCAUAUUGCUGGGGCGGUAGUGCCAGUGGACGAUGAGACGGUACACGGUGGGGUUAUUAUGGGCAAGCUUGGGAAUGCGACAGCUAAAGCUGCACUGGGCCGUGCGACUUGGAAACUCUUACAUACAAUGACCCUCCGAUACCCCGAGAAUCCUACUGAGGACGAACGUGCCGCGCUCAGCUCGUACAUCCAUCUCACUUCAAGAUUAUACCCCUGUGGCGAGUGCGCCGCCGAGUUUCAGAAAUUGCUUCAGCAGUUCCCACCACAGACAUCAUCCCGUCGCUCUGCAUCCCUAUGGCUUUGCCACGUCCACAACCAAGUAAACGAACGUCUCGGGCAUCCUAUCUUCGAUUGUGCCCACCUCGACGACGAAUACGACUGCGGUUGCGGAGACGACCCGGCCAUUACAACCACCACCGACUCCCCAGAAACAAGCUCAGGAUCAUCAGGUAACAACGGGAACGAGAAGACGAUCAUUCAAGUAGGUGAUGCAAUGCCUGGCAUCGGAGGCUUGAGCGAGAAGAAAGUAGUCUUGACGGAGAUGCACGUAGGCGGGACAGGGAAGGAGGUUGUUAUUCCUCCGGAGGGUGCAAGGGAUGUGGAUACUGGGGCUGAGAUGAUUAGGGGUGGACGAUAGGUCUAUUGGGAUUGAGAAGGUAUUGGGUGUUCCUUGACUCGGACCUGGUUCCGGUCCAUAUUAUUAUGAGGAUUUUUCUGCUGUAUGCAUGCAUCGUUUUCGCUGUCCCUGUUUUGCUAACUGAAAUGGCCACGUUCUUUGGUUUACGUCGUUCAUUUCCGCUCUGUACAUUAUACACUC